This is a messenger RNA of Rhagoletis zephyria (snowberry fruit fly), 2572 nucleotides long. RefSeq names its product EF-hand domain-containing family member C2-like. Gene Ontology annotation, cellular component: microtubule. NCBI's taxonomy places the organism in Eukaryota, Metazoa, Arthropoda, Insecta, Diptera, Tephritidae. Gene Ontology annotation, biological process: regulation of neuron projection development. The record is from RefSeq and is a predicted model, not a curated record.
GCUUGCAGAUUUUACAAAUCUAUACGAAAUUUUGUAUAGCAAGAAAUUUAAAACGACCGCAUAUAUUUUUAUAUUGAUUUUUUUACAAAGACAUACUUUAUAUCAAUUUCGCGAUUUUUGAAACUCAAACAACUCAACCAACAAAAAAUGUUGCGCAUACCAGGAAUGCCAUUUCUACCAGGCACUACUUUCCGGGAUGUAAGUGCUAGUAGCUCAUUAAUAUCAAUGUUUGUGCAAUACUAUGAGUACAUAGGAGUUUACUUGUAUGUUUGUACUCGCUACUAUGUUUGUAUUUUAUCCUGCCAGAUGUCUCGUACGAAUUUCCCGAAACCCCAGAGCUUGAUGAAUUUUCAAGGCAUCAGCAUGCUGAACGAUCGCAAGCCGCCAGCCAUGGUGGAUUCCGGGGGAAUGUGCAUUGAUAUUAAUUGUCCACCCACGGCCACACCUUCACUUUAUCCCCCAAAGACUGGCCCUAAACUACCGCCAUGGAUUGCCUACGACAAAAAAGUACUCGGUUUCGACGCUUUCUUCAAGGAAACUCUACAUGAGGUGUACAAUGCUCCAUAUCAAGUACGUAAAGUGAAAAUUAUGUACUACCUCGAAGAUGGUACCAUGCAAAUCAUUGAACCGAAAGUCGAUAACUCUGGCAUUCCGCAAGGUUGCCUGGUUCACCGUCAACGUAUACCGAAACCGCCGCCAUGUCAAAAUGAAUUUGUCUCAAUAUUGGAUUUGAAUGUUGACACAAGCAUACAAAUAUUUGAUCGCACUUAUUAUAUAACAAAUUGUGAUAUUUUCACUCGCCACUUCUUGAAUCGUUCGGGUAUAGCCGUGCCCGAUCCUGUCGAUAUGCCAGUUGAUCCCACGACUGAAAUGCGAAAAAGAUCGGGGAAGAAGGCGCAUAAUCAACCACCAAAAAAACAUUCACUCGCACAGUUCUUGGCUUUUGAUCGACAAGUACUUAAAUUCCUUGGUUACUGGGAUGAUCGUUCGGAGUUUGGUGACGUACGAAAAUUAGAAGUAUGUUAUUAUUUAGCUGACGAUACGAUAGACAUCAAGGAAAUUUUUCCACGAAACUCAGGCCGGGAAGGUCCAUCACUUUUCCUCAAAAGGGGCAAACUACCGAGGGAAUUUAAUGGACUUCCCCUACCUGGCCAAGAAACCCCUCAAACGCUGUUGAAUGUCCUGGGCACGAGCAUGCGAAAUGUGCGCUUCACCAUCGAUCCACUCAACAUGGGCGAGAAGGAGGUGCUCUACUAUACUGAUCGCGAUUUGCAAAUUGGUACAGUUCUGAAUGUAUAUGGACGUGCCGUAGUUCUUACAGAUUGCGAUGAUUACACCCAGGGGUAUUACAGAAAACGGUACGGAAUAGAAAACUUUACUCCUGCACCUACACCAUCACGCGGUGACGAUUGUGCGCCAACUAAACAGAAGGAACGUAUACUGCCUCCCUACAAUGGUUGGGGUUCGUAUGAAGAUUCUGAGGGCAACUGCAUCUCGGUCGAGCCCAAGCCGCCCCAGACGGACUUUAAGAAAUUCAUUAAACUUGAUCGUUAUGUACUUCGUUUUGGCGCAAAACUGCUAUCCACUAUCCGUGAGAAUUGUGAACGUAUUUUUAUUAUUUCAUAUUACUUAUCCGAUGACACAAUACAAAUCUUUGAGAUUGCCGAACGCAACUCUGGAUUUCUUGGUGGCGAGUUCAUGAAGCGCACUCGGAUACCGUUGCCGGGGCAGGAAAAGUUCACGUCGAGGCGCCCGCAAUACUAUCAGCCAUAUAAUUUGUAUAUUGGCGCAACAAUAAGCCUGAAGGACCACAUAUUCCACAUUGUUUCGGCUGACGAAUACACACUCAUCUACAUGGAACAUCAUCCAUAUGAGUUCCCAAUGGCUGAUAUCAAAUCAGUAAUGGCGAAAAUUAGCGAAGCUGCAAAGGCUGAUUACAAAGGCUUCCUAUGUCAAUGCCUACCCGAGGGCGUUGAGUCUAAUAAAGAUGUUCAAUUUAUUGGUUUUGAUUCACUUAAACGUGCUCUUAUAAAUCUUUUGGGCGACAAGAUCACUAACCACGAAAUCAUUACGGUCUGUCGCUAUUUCUCCGCGGAGAAAGCACCGCCGCAGUCAUGCAAUCGGGAAACGGUACGUGCGGCUGUUCAUUUGGAGUUGAAGCGCUCUCUAUGGAAUGCAAUGGAUGAACUGAAAGAACAUUUGCAUCACAUCAAUCCACUCAACAAGCCAUUCCUCUCCGAGGCUAAACUACGUUCCACAAUGAAAGGUUGCCGUUUACCUUUCGUUCCAGAACUAAUCGACGAUCUGCUUAGCGUUUUGAACCAUAAUGACUGCGGUGAGGUUGAGGUGUGCGACUUCCUUAACUUCAUAGAUAUGGAAUGUGGCAAGGUACCCGACAUAGCGCCAAUGAAUAUAAACUUUGAGCUAUGCCCCAAGAUACCUUUCCUGCAUAAGGGCCGCUUGGUGAAUAUCACCUGCUUCCUUCAGCAUCUGGGCUUAGAUGAAGAUGCAAAGCCAAAGGAAGAUGAGGUUGUUUAAUGUGAGGUCUAAUUGGACCACUGAAAAGAUAUAC